CCCGCCCCCAAUUCAAGUUGGAAAAAUGGAGGGGGCUCUUACGUCGGUGGCCCUUUCUGCUCCGCGGGACGUGGAGAGAGUGGCCGGGACAGACCAUGGGGCCUCGGUUCUUGCCACCUCCCGAAAAGACUUCCGGGUGCGUUGCACCUCGAAGCGGGCUGUGACGGAAAUGCUAGAACUGUGCGGCCGCUUCGUGCAAAAGCUGGGGGACGCGCUGCCAGAGGAGAUCCGGGAGCCCGUGCUGCGAGAUGCGCAGUGGACUUUUGAAUCAGCUGUGCAAGAGAAUGUCAGCAUUAAUGGGCAAGCGUGGCAGGAAGCUUCAGACAAUUACUUUAUGGAUUCUGAUAUCAAAGUCCUUGAAGACCAGUUUGAUGAAAUCAUAGUCGAUAUAGCCACAAAACGUAAGCAGUAUCCCAGAAAAAUCCUUGAAUGUGUCAUCAAAAUCAUAAAAGCAAAACAAGAAAUUCUGAAGCAAUACCACCCUGUUGUACAUUCAUUGGACCUAAAACAUGACCCUGAUCCAGCCCCUCGUAUGGAAAAUUUGAAAUGCAGAGGAGAAACAAUAGCUAAGGAGAUCAGUGAAGCCAUGAAGUCCUUGCCUGCAUUAAUUGAACAAGGAAAUGGAUUUUCCCAAGUUUUAAAGAUGCAGCCUAUUAUCCAGCUCCAGAGAGUCCACCAAGAAGUGUUUUCCAGUUGUAGGAAACCAGAUGUUAAACCUGAGAGCUUUAUAGCACAAAUAGAAACCACACCAGCAGAGACUUCUGCUAGGAAAGACACUGACUUGGUACUGAGAAGAAAGCGAACUAAAGACUGCCCCCAGAGAAAAUGGUAUCCACUGCGGCCAAAGAGAAUCAGUCUUGACACAUAA
Lipotes vexillifer (Yangtze River dolphin) is the source of this 868-nucleotide messenger RNA. RefSeq names its product NSL1 component of MIS12 kinetochore complex (gene NSL1). Bases 26 to 868 code for a protein of 280 amino acids. The record is from RefSeq and is a predicted model, not a curated record. Lineage: Eukaryota; Metazoa; Chordata; Mammalia; Artiodactyla; Lipotidae. Gene Ontology annotation, cellular component: kinetochore; MIS12/MIND type complex. The transcript is spliced from 6 exons. Gene Ontology annotation, biological process: mitotic sister chromatid segregation.